AUGGAGCCAGAGGGCAUAACGGCUAAGAAACAAGCCAAGAAAAAGAAGGGGAUCAGUUUGACUCCUGAGAAGAAAAAGUUGCUUAAGCAACUGAUCAUGCAAAAAGCUGCCGAGGAGUUGAAGAAGCAGCAGGAGAAGGAAGCGGAAGAGAAGAAGAAGGCGGUCGAGUCCAGGGUUCCCAAGCUGGAACUUGCUGGUCUCAAUCAACAGGCCCUCGAACAAAAAGUCAAAGAACUACACGCCAUUGUCGCCAGGCUUGAGGAAGAGAAGUAUGAUUGGGAGUGCAGGCUUGGCAGACAGACGGAAGAAAUCAACGAGCUGAAUAUCAAAGUAAAUGAUAUCAAAGGAAAAUUUUCGAAACCCAUGCUGAAGAAAGUUGCCAAAGCCCACACGAAAUUCGAUCUCGAUAAACCGAAGAAGAAGCAGAUGCUUACUGCGACGUUGAAAUCAACCGGCCAAUCUAAGUUUGCCGUCGAAACGAAAGACGAAGAGAAGGACAAAAAGCCAGAUUGGAGUCAGCCGAAACAACACAAGGAAGGAGAGGAGGAGAAGGAACCGGAAAAGGAAGCUGAAGAAGAGGAAGAAGAUGAGGAAGAGGAGGAAGAAUAAAUGAAUUCGUCAAUUAAAUUAACUAAUUAAAAUUAUCAAAUUUUUGAAAUAUUAUUAACUUAUUACGCAAUUGUCGUUAAUAUUAUAACACCGAUAAUUAUUACUAAACAAUAAUUAAUCUAAUUAAUUAUUUGAUUAAUUAUGUCACGUUAUAAUACUAUGGUUACUAUAUUUUUAUGAUUCUUCUUAUGUUUGAUAAGUUUUCUAGCGAGUUGAUCAUUAUGAUUGUGCAUUUAUGAGAAUAAUAAUAAUCGUUCGUUCGUUCGUUC
Messenger RNA from Helobdella robusta, 878 nucleotides. RefSeq lists its product as hypothetical. The record is from RefSeq and is a predicted model, not a curated record. Gene Ontology annotation, cellular component: troponin complex. The coding region runs from base 1 to 609 and encodes 202 amino acids. NCBI's taxonomy places the organism in Eukaryota, Metazoa, Annelida, Clitellata, Rhynchobdellida, Glossiphoniidae. The transcript is spliced from 8 exons. Gene Ontology annotation, biological process: muscle contraction.